AUGAGAAUGCUGAGCCACGUCGCAUCAGCAGACUGCGGUACAUCGGAAGCCACCCUUGGAAGGAUUCUUCAUGGCAAGAAGGGUGACAAGGCUCAAAUUCCUUGGAUUGUGCAACUCGAAAUUAUAUACAGGUGGAACGAGACGGCCCUUUUGAGCAUUUUAUGCGGAGGCAGCAUCCUAUCACCGAGCUACAUUCUGACAGCAGCGCACUGCGUCCAUUACUUGAACACUCUGCCGUUUCUCGGGCGGGUUUUCUACAACACGACAGAAGUCAAUAAGGGACCGAGUGUGUGGAUUGAAGAUAUGAUCCAUCACCCGGAGUUUCAGUGGACGACGAUAUUAAAUGACAUCGCCUUGGUCAAAGUUGAAAGACCACUAGACUUUGACGAUCAUGUUCGACCGAUAUGCCUGCCACCUAAGAUGCUACACCUUGAUGGACAACUAGCGAUGGUUGCCGGUUGGGGCCUUACGGAAGAAAGCAAGGUGACUCAGGAGGACCGGUUACCGCAUGGCAACAAGUCAACAAAGCCACCAGAUUCGUCCUAG
Rhipicephalus microplus (southern cattle tick) is the source of this 546-nucleotide messenger RNA. Its product is annotated as transmembrane protease serine 4. Gene Ontology annotation, biological process: proteolysis. Gene Ontology annotation, molecular function: serine-type endopeptidase activity. The record is from RefSeq and is a predicted model, not a curated record. NCBI's taxonomy places the organism in Eukaryota, Metazoa, Arthropoda, Arachnida, Ixodida, Ixodidae.